Molecule: messenger RNA, 1624 nt
Organism: Mangifera indica (mango)
Lineage: Eukaryota; Viridiplantae; Streptophyta; Magnoliopsida; Sapindales; Anacardiaceae
Product: probable ubiquitin-like-specific protease 2A
Exons: 8
Coding region: 184-957 (257 amino acids)
Biological process (GO): proteolysis
Molecular function (GO): cysteine-type peptidase activity
Source: RefSeq, a predicted model, not a curated record
GCAAAUUUAAGAGCGUAGGUAAUGAGAGUCGAAGACGGCAAAUCUUAUGGCAUCCUCAAAGAGCGGACGGACAUCCUUAACCCAAACAGGUGUAUGAACCCUCUCGCGGCCAAACAUUACGUCUUGACCAGUGCUUCAGCUCUAAAUGCCUGAAGGAGGAAAGUUGUAACCAGUCGGACUCAAAUGGCGAAAAGGAAGAUUCAUCAGGAAGACGACGACGAAAGCGGGAAAAUUCAAGGAGAAGACGACAACGAAAGCGGCUUUGUUCUCAUUUCUGUUGAACAAGGUGCCUCUCCUCAUCGACAGUCAAAUAGGCGAGUUCACAGAUUUGCAAACUCUAGGCAUCAGGGGAUGUUGAACAGCAGUUUGUUUGAUUGCUAUAUGAGGAAUUUAUGGAGAAAUUUUCCAGAAGAUAAGGUGUUGGAUUUUACAUAUCUUGACUGCUUGUGGUUUUCUUUGUACACGGAAGAAUCUUACAAAGGGAAGGUGCUGACUUGGAUUAAGAAUAAGCGCAUAUUCUCAAAGAAAUAUGUCUUUAUUCCUAUUGUUCUUUGGAGCCACUGGAAUCUAUUGAUCAUCUGCAACUUUGGUGGAAGUUCACAAUUGGAACCUAUAACUUCAUGCAUGUUGUUGCUAGAUUCACUUCGAAUGGCUGAUGAUCCAAUGAGGCUUGAACCUCUGAUCAGAAAGUUUGCCGUGGACAUUUAUGAAGCAGAAGCAAUGCCAGAAAAUACAACACUGGUUUCUCAGAUACCUAUCCUGGUGCCUAAGGUUCCCCAACAAAGAAACGAAACGGAUUGUGGAUAUUUUGUGCUUUACUAUAUAAGUUUGUUUGUGAAUAAUGCCCCUGAGAAUUUUCGCAUCACUGAGGGCUACCCUUACUUUAUGAAGGAGGAUUGGUUUGGUCUGGAAGACUUCAAUAGUUUCCGUGACAAACUCAAAUCUGACAGCGGUUAGAUUUAUUGUGGAUGCCUGGAUGAGGUAUUGGAAAUCAUUAUCACAGAUAAAGAUGUACAUAUGUGAAGAAAAUGGACAUAGCAGGGACAAAGUUGCUGGCUUGUGGCAGGUGAUUUGCGUCGCGGUGUGUGCUAGAGGGGCUGCUGGGUGGCAUCUGGUCAGCUGCUGAUACUGUUAAGAAGACAGCAAGAGCAGUAACUACUUGUGUUUAAGUCUGAGACAAAAAAUGAUUUUGAACACUGGGAAUGUUCAAGCCCCAUUCAGACCUGAAUUUUAAAUUCGUUCGGUCUGAUGCACUUUUUUGAGGCUGAAUUAUCGGGUUUUGGGUCUACCCAGUUCGAUUGACAGCACUAGGUGUGAAUGCAACGGCUAGUAGAGAAUGCAAGGUGGGUAUUAUGAAAGGGAGUCAUUGGCACAAUUCAUCAGUUGCCAUUUGGCUAGUCACACCCGCAAACUCAUUGCAGCAAUUUACCAUCAGUUUGUGGUUAUCAGAAUCUCGAACUUCUCGUUACUGAAAUAUGAUCGUCAGAGGAGAUGGUGAAGCAAAUGCAUCACCUUCUGCCAGGCGGCAGCUGACUGUAAUAAUUAUCUGAAUUGUGCUGUGGGCUGUGUCGGCCUGUCAAACCUUAAAUCUUAUGGUAUGACAAAAUUUUCUAAUUUUUGUUAA